Dendronephthya gigantea is the source of this 4466-nucleotide messenger RNA. Its product is annotated as manganese-transporting ATPase 13A1-like. The record is from RefSeq and is a predicted model, not a curated record. Bases 452 to 3994 code for a protein of 1180 amino acids. Gene Ontology annotation, cellular component: endoplasmic reticulum membrane. Gene Ontology annotation, biological process: intracellular calcium ion homeostasis. NCBI's taxonomy places the organism in Eukaryota, Metazoa, Cnidaria, Anthozoa, Malacalcyonacea, Nephtheidae. The transcript has 28 exons. Gene Ontology annotation, molecular function: ATP binding; ATP hydrolysis activity; P-type ion transporter activity.
AGCGCACGACGGUAUAUAAAGAAAGGCCUGACAAUCAGGUGACUGCAACUUAAACUCUACCCACCCAGUGUAUAACCAGAAUGUCAGCGUCACUUUUUAAGUCUUUUUUAUAGGUUUGCUAAGAUAAAUAGAAAUCUGAAGGCCCUGUUACACGGUGCAAUUUUUUUGCAACUUUCAAUGCAAUCCUACUUUUAGGAGAUGUAAAUUAAUAAGUGUAACCAGCUGUUGAGUGUUAUAAAAACAAACGUCAGUAGUUGCCAAAUUUACAUGUCUCGAAAGUAGAACUGCAUUGCAAGUUGCAUGAAAAAUGCCUUUAUUCUGUCUACAUAUAUGUUUACUUAUUCGUUCCACUGUUCGGCUCAAUUCCGCGCAAUUUUCAGGGACUCUUCAUUCCCAGGGUAUGCGCUAAGCUGUCCCGCGUGACACUUGCGGGAAGGACACGUGUUCCAAUAUGGCCACCACAGAAGAGGUUGAAUAUUAUAAACUUUACAAAAAUCGACCCCUAUAUUUUCAUUUUUAUAUUGCUCCUUUUGUACUGUUGUAUUUAUUAUGGCUCUAUGCUUGGUUUAUGGUCUAUGGAGUAUCAGAUUAUUUCGAAAUUGGCGCUAUUAUAGGAGUUGUAAUAUUACUUACUCAAAUUUUAAUUUGGUUGUUCAGUAUGUGGUCUGUUCAUGUGCGUUGUUUUUUAACCUGCAGUACGGCCAGUAGUCCAAAGAAUGCUGAUGUAGUUAAAGUUGUGCCCACACCUAACAAUGGAUCUCCAGAGCUUGUCCGGUUACACCAUUCCAAGAUGGCUGAAACUGGUGAAGAAGUAAUAUGGUUUAAAUUUCAGAAAUUGAAAUAUAUUUAUGAUGCAGAAGAGAAGAAAGUGUUUCUUCCUGUUGACUUUCCUAUUGAUCAUAGCAUGGCAUAUUACAAGACUGCAAAGGGAUAUCAAGAUGAUUCUGAAAUAGCGAGGUUUUCAACUAAAUAUGGAAAGAACAAAUUGGAAAUGAAUAUUCCUGAAUUUAUGGAGUUGUUUAAAGAGAGAGCAACUGCACCAUUUUUUGUCUUUCAAGUAUUCUGUGUUGGUUUGUGGUGUUUAGAUGAAUAUUGGUAUUACAGUGUGUUUACAUUAAUCAUGCUGGUAGCAUUUGAAGCAACAUUAGUUCAACAGCAAAUGAGAAAUAUGAAGGAAAUACGCAAUAUGGGAAGCAAACCAUUUCAAAUACAGGUCUACCGAAAUCGUAAAUGGCGUCCGAUUAUGAGUGAAGAGCUGUUACCAGGAGAUAUUUGUUCUAUAGGUCGAUGCCAGAAUCAAGAUAUUUUAGUGCCUUGCGAUCUCUUACUAUUACGAGGGUCGUGUAUUGUUGACGAGGCCAUGUUGACCGGGGAAUCUGUUCCGCAAAUGAAGGAGGCAAUUGAAGAUGUUGAUGACAAGGAAGUAUUAGAUCUAGAACAACAUGCGAAACUUCAUCUUCUCUCUGGUGGAACUAAAGUUGUACAGCACUCUCCGCCCCCAAAGACAAUGUCAGGUCUUAAAGCUCCUGACAAUGGUUGUGUUGCAUUUGUAUUAAGAACUGGAUUCAAUACAUCUCAAGGAAGACUGUUGAGAACCAUUUUGUUUGGUGUUAAACGUAUAACUGCGAAUAAUUUAGAAACAUUUCUCUUCAUCGUUUUCUUAUUAGUGUUCGCUAUCGCUGCCUCGUCCUACGUAUGGAUUCAUGGUACAGCGGACCCGAGACGCAAUCGAUACAAAUUGUUUUUAGAAUGCACCUUAAUUCUUACGUCAGUAGUACCACCAGAACUACCGAUAGAACUUUCCCUCGCUGUAAACUCAUCUUUACUGGCUCUUUCAAAAUUAGGAGUAUUUUGCACUGAACCAUUCCGUAUUCCAUUUGGUGGUAAAGUUGAUAUUUGCUGUUUUGAUAAAACUGGCACGUUGACUAGUGAUAACCUUGUGGUAGAGGGCGUGGCAGGAAUAAGUGAGUCUGACGAGGAGAGUUGUGGUCUGUCGGAUGUUCCCAAUGAAACCCUCCAAGUAUUAGCUUCCUGUCAUUCUCUGGCCUAUGUUGAUACGAACCUGGUUGGCGAUCCCUUGGAAAUUGCUUGUCUAUCUGCCAUAGACUGGACUUUAACGAAAGGAGAUAUCGUGAUGCCGAAGAAAGGAAAGAAGCAAUCAUUACGUAUUGUUCAUAGAUAUCAUUUUGCAAGCUCGUUAAAACGUAUGUCUGCUAUCGUGUCAGUUCAAACGCCGGGAUCUUCUCAUUCAACAUAUAUCGCGACCGUCAAAGGGGCGCCGGAAACUCUUCGUUCAAUGUAUACAAGCAUUCCUGACAACUACGAUACUGUAUAUCACAAGAUGACCACGCAAGGAGCCAGAGUGCUUGCACUUGGUUACAAAACUCUCGGUGAACUACAAGCCAAAGACAUACGAGAACUCAAACGUGAUUCAGUGGAGUGCAAUUUAACUUUUGCUGGUUUUGUUAUCAUUUCCUGUCCUCUGAAAUCAACAUCGAAGAAUGCAAUUAAAGAAAUACAACACGCCUCGCAUCACACUGUUAUGAUCACUGGUGAUAAUCCACUUACUGCUUGUCAUGUGGCGAAAGAGCUCAAGCUAACGAAAAAACAAAUAUUGAUAUUAUCCGCGUCUGGUGAUAGCUCUGAUGAAGAACAAUCGUGGUGUUGGCAGUCGUUAGAUAAAACUGUUUCACUACCUUUGAUUCCUGAUGGUGGUUUCAAAACGUUUAAGCAAAAUUAUGAUCUUUGUGUUACUGGCGAGGCAUUUCCUUUGCUGCAAAGUAAUGGAGCUCUUAGUAAAUCAUUGUGGCCAGUUGUUAAAGUUUAUGCAAGAGUCGCGCCAAAACAAAAGGAAUUCGUUGUAACAAAGUUAAAAGGUCUGGGUUAUGUAACUCUUAUGUGUGGUGAUGGAACCAACGAUGUCGGAGCUCUGAAACAUGCUGAUGUUGGUGUAGCAUUGUUGAGUGGGGCUCCAGAAGAAGACGCCAAGACAAGAAGACAGAAAAAGGCAGCAAACGAUGAAAUGUACAAUGAAGUGACUGUGGCGCCCAGAAAGAAGCUCUCCAGUAACUCUACAUCGCAAUUACCCGCCGGGAAAUCUAAAGCUGCUAAAAUGCGUGCCGUGGCCCGUGGUGAAAACACUGCUGGUAUUUCAAGCAAGUCUGAACAAGAGAAAAAACUUCAAGAAAUGUUGAAAGCUCUGGACGAGAUGGAAGAAUCAAAGGUCGUACGCUUAGGAGAUGCGUCAAUUGCGUCACCUUUCACAUCGAAGCAUUCUUCGAUAAAUAGCGUUUGCCAUAUUAUCAAACAAGGAAGGUGUACAUUGGUAACAACGUUACAGAUGUUCAAGAUUCUUGCGUUGAAUGCCUUGAUAUUAGCUUAUAGUCAGAGUGCUCUAUAUUUAGAUGGUAUCAAAUUCAGUGACGGACAAGCAACUUUGCAAGGAAUUCUUCUGGCUGGAUGUUUCCUCUUUAUCUCAAGAUCAAAGCCUUUGAAGAUUCUCUCUAAAGAAAGACCAUUGCCAAACAUAUUUAACUUGUACACACUUCUGACAGUAUCUUGUCAGUUUGCUGUUCAUUUCUACUCAUUAUAUUUCUUAACAAAGCAAGCCAAGCGCUGGACGCCGGGAAGAACAGACAAUUAUGUUGAUCUUGAUUCAAAGUUUGAAGCAAGCAUAAUAAACAGCACAGUUUAUCUCAUCUCAAUAGCAAUGCAACUUUCCACAUUCGCUGUCAACUAUAAGGGUCACCCUUUUAUGGAAAGUUUACUAGAAAACAAAGCAUUAUUGUACAGUCUGACCGCAUCUGCUGGAGCAAUAAUGAUGUUAACUACUGGAGUGUCUGUUGAUUUCUGCAAUCAAUUUGAGAUUGUCCCAAUGCCAGAUACGCAUCGUACAAUCAUUCUACAAGUGAUAAGUGUUAACUUCGUCAGCUGUUGGUUCAUUGACCGACUGCUACAAUUCAUUCUCGGAAACGCUAGGAUGAAAUCAGCUUAAAAAACCCUCUCCAAAUCCUGCAUCAUACCUUUCCGUAAACUUCUGAACAAGAGAGCAUCUCUCCUGAAUAUUGUCCCUUGACAGACAACAUUCGACUGAUCCCGGUGUUAAAGAAAUGAAAGAAAACCUAUUAGGCAGAGCUAGUUGAAAAUUUAGAAGAAUAAUAUAUGAAAUAUAAAUCGAAAAAUGAGGUCAUGUGAACACUCGAAAUAUGGCAAUCCAUAUUUUUGAACUUCAAGAAUCCUUCAAUACUCGGUGUAUACGCCAUAGAAAUGUAAUUCUUUCUCAUAGAUCCUGUUAUUCCUGUAUAGUUGACAAACAUAGCCCGGACACUGGAGAGCAAUUUUUCUCGACCAAAUCACUUUUGAUACAGGGUGUCUCAAAAAAAACGCAACACUUAAAUAUGCAAGAACAUUAAUACAGCUCUAAAGCGCGAUAGAUAAGAACCUCUGGGAAUUGAUAAUGGCUCUUA